Camellia sinensis is the source of this 2487-nucleotide messenger RNA. Its product is annotated as receptor-like protein 6. NCBI's taxonomy places the organism in Eukaryota, Viridiplantae, Streptophyta, Magnoliopsida, Ericales, Theaceae. The record is from RefSeq and is a predicted model, not a curated record. Gene Ontology annotation, molecular function: protein binding.
AUGGGUUUCUUACUAUCCAAUUAUCAACUCACAAUAUGUAUCCUCCUGUAUUCCCUAAUUUUCUGCUCGUCUUCGUCUUCACAUCUUUGCCAUAAUGACGAGAGCACUGCUUUGCUCCAAUUUAAGCAACUCUUUUCCUUCAAUUGCUCUGUUUCUGUUGAUUGCUACAGAGCUUCUGGUUCACAUAAUACUGAUAAUUGGAAAGAGGGUACAGAUUGUUGUGCAUGGGAUGGGGUCACAUGUGAUAACACCACUUCUCAUGUCGUUGGGCUCGACCUCUUUUGUAACUGCCUAUAUGGUACCAUCCAUCCAAACAGCAGCCUCUUCAAUCUUGUUCACCUUCAACACCUCGACCUUUCUUACAACAACUUCAAUCACUCUCAAAUUUUACCUUCAUUUGGCCGUUUCACAAAUUUGACCCAUCUUGACCUCUCUGUCUCCUAUCUUUCUGGCCCAAUACAAGGUAACAGAGAACUCACAGGUAAACUUGCAAGUUUUAUUAAUGGAACUCUCCGGCACCUUAGGCACCUUGGGUCGUUGGAUCUCUCUGAAAUAGAUUUGACCGGAGAGCUACCUAAUUCCAUCGGGCAACUUGUGUACUUGGAGGAGCUACACCUCAGUGACUGUAAUCUCUUCGGUACCAUUCCGACAUCGCUUGGAAACCUCACGCGAUUAAUUUGGCUUGCACUUCGAGGGAAUAAAUUGAUCAAUGGUCAAUUCCCAUCUUCAAUUGGCCAUCUUAAAAACUUGGAGCGGCUACACCUCGGUGACUGCAAUUUCUCUGGUACGAUUCCGAGAUGGCUUACAAACCUCACGCGAUUAACUCUGCUUGAUCUUUCAUACAACAAUUUUGAAGGCCCAAUUCCUCAACUUUUUCCCAACUUCUCGCAACUUUUUUUUAUAGAUUUCUCAAACAAUCAACUAACAGGUCCCAUUCCAUCAUCAAUAACUGGCCUUCCAAAUCUAAUGUAUCUAUAUUUAGGCAGUAACUCAAUCAAUGGGACAAUACCUCCUUCCUUGUUUCAUCUCGUGAACCUUUUCAGUCUUGAUCUUUCGUCAAAUAAUUUAAGUGACACUGUUGAGCUGGACACAUUUGCAAAGCUUGAAUAUUUGAUUUCUUUGGAUCUUUCAAACAGUGGUCUAUCAUUGACCACCACCAACUCCACUCCCUUCUCCUUCCAAAAAAUUUGGAUAUUACAAUUGUCGUCUUGCAACAUAAGUAAAAUUCCUGAAUUUCUAAAAACCCAAAUGGAAUAUUUGCAGACGCUAGACCUUUCAAACAACUACCUAAAUGAAGAACUCAAUCCACUCUGCAAUCUUCAUUCCCUUGUAUAUCUCGAUCUGUCCAAUAACAAAUUGGCCGGAUUAAUUCCUACCUGUUUGGGGAACUUCAAUGGAAAUUUAACCUCGUUAAAUUUGAAAAGAAACAAUUUCCAUGGUAUCCCUCAAACAUUUGGAUAUGCAAGCAUGUUACAGGAACUUGACAUUAGCCACAAUGGAUUGCAAGGGGUGCUUCCAAAAUCAUUGGCGAAUUGCACGAACCUAGAAAUUUUGAAUCUGGGUCAUAAUUUCAUAGAAGAUGCUUUUCCAUUUUGGUUGGGGAAUCUGCCCCAAUUGAAGGUUAUUGUCUUGCGAGAUAAUAAAUUUCACGGUCCCAUAGAGCAACCAAGGAAGAGAUUAGCCUUCACCAAUUUACAUAUCAUUGACAUAUCUCACAAUGACUUUACAGGUACUUUGCCAUCAAAAUACUUUGAGAGCAUGCAUUCAAUGAUGAUGGAUGAUGAAGACAAAUCCUCCUUAAAUUAUAUGGGUGAUGGUUAUGGUAAUUAUUAUUCGAUAACCAUAAUGAGUAAAGGACAGGAAAUGGAACUCGUAAGGGUCAUCACCAUCUUCAAAGCUAUUGAUUUCUCGCACAACAAGUUUGAUGGAAAGAUUCCCAUAUCUAUUGGAAGACUCAAAGCCCUUUGUGUCCUAAAUUUUUCAAGAAAUGGUUUCACAGGUCCGAUUCCAUUGUCCUUGUCGCAUCUAACUGAGCUUGAGUCCUUAGAUCUAUCCCAAAACAACCUCUCUGGUGAGAUACCUCAACAACUAACAAGCUUGACAUUCCUUGAAGUUUUUGAUGUCUCGCAAAAUAAUCUAACUGGGAUUAUUCCACGAGGCCAGCAGUUUGAAACAUUUUCAAACACUUCAUAUGAGGGAAAUCUAGGCUUGUGCGGGUUUCCAUUGUCAAAGAAUUGUGGGAAUGUCCAUAUAAUAGAAUCACCAACUUUACCAUCCUCAUUUAGUCACAAUUUUAAGUUCAAAUUUGAUGGCUUUGGUUGGGAAGCAGUGUUGAUGGGAUAUGGAAGUGGAGUAGUAUUUGGUUUGGUGAUAGGAAGUUGCAUCAUUCGAAGGAAAGAAGAAUGGCUUGCGAGAAGUUUUAGAGUGAAAAUGCGUCAUCAGAAGAACAGAUCGAAUGAGGUUAGGUACCGACAGGGCCGGCUCUGA